AUGUAUUUGUUUUAUUUUGAAUAUAGAAAAUCUACUUUUUUAAGUGAUAAAAAAUAUAAAAUAUUGAUAGACGGUUUAAUGAAUUUAAUAAAUGAAUGGCAGAAGUAUUGUGAUGAUUGUUAUUUUUAUCAGAUUGCACAAAAAUGCAGAAGCUGUUAAUUAAAUAGAGUAGAUAAAAAUGAAAACUAUUUGUGCCAAUAUGAGACAUCAGAUUAAUCAAAAUGCGAUGAACCUUGCAAUGGCUUAGAUUGUAUAGCUUGUGUAUAUGGUUUUAGCAUAAUUUGUCCUGAUAAUACGCAGUACAUCCUCUAUAGUUUGUACUACAUGUACAGACACCUAUACUUUUGCAUAAACUUGCAAGAUGUGAAUUUAAGGUUGUUUAAAAUGUACUGCACCAAUUGAUUGUUCUACUUGCAUAAAAGGGUUUUAUUAUAGAGAUAAUUCUUGCUAAAUUUUUACAUUUAAAAUCUAUAAAUAAUAUAUACAUCAGAUUGUAUAAAAUGCUAAGCAGAAAACGAUUGUAAUAUUUGUGUUACUGGAAAAUAUAGUAACUUUUUGGAUAAUGUGAAGAUUUUCCUUCAAUUUGUACAUCUUGCACUUUGAGCGAUGAUUGUUAAUCAUGUAUUGAUGGUGAAAAAGUGUAUGUUCAAAAUGCUUAAAUAGUUCUCAAUGCAUUUAAUGCAUAACUGGGUAUUAUGUAAAAGGAUACAAAUACGCAGAUAAUUGUACAACUUGUUUUGAUUUAUCAAAUAAUUGUGCUUCACGUAUUUCCUCUUACUCAUUAAUAAAGAAGAAAUGGAUCAAAUGUACAAGUUCUGCGACAUGUGUUAGAAUUCUUGCACUGA
Molecule: messenger RNA, 845 nt
Organism: Paramecium octaurelia
Lineage: Eukaryota; Ciliophora; Oligohymenophorea; Peniculida; Parameciidae
Source: the annotation of a GenBank genome assembly